AUGGAAAGCCUGCAAAUAGCUAGCUGGAAUGUGAACGGGUGGAAGAAGAGCUGUGAGUUAAUAAAGCACAGAGAAGGUACAGUGGCCCAUUUUUUGAAAAAGCUUAAAAUAGAUAUCCUAUGUUUACAAGAGACUAAAACGAAUAACUCUACGAUUGAAAAUGAGUUCAGCUUGUUAGACGCAUAUUCGGAUGAGUAUGAAUCCUACUGGACGUGUUGCAAUAGGAAAGGGGGUGGAGAGAAGAUACAGAGGGGGUACUCUGGGCUUGCCACCUAUGUGGGGAUUAAGGCGAAAGUUAUAUGUUGCUGUAGUGAUCCCUUCCGGAACUUUUUUUUCUCCGUGGGUGGCUGCUCUGAGGGGGACCUACUAAUCUCGAGGUGCUUCCCGUGGGACAACUCGUCCGUUUCCUUCUACGCGCUGCCACAGGGAAGUGAAGAAGUUAUCGAUGCGGUUAGCAGUGGGUACGGUGGUAAGACACCACGCAAAGGACGCCCUUCUGACGCUUCGCUACAGCGAGUGAGUGAUCUGUUCAAUGAGGGCAGAGUGCUCAUAACGAUUCAUAAGCAGUUCGUGCUGGUCAAUAUAUACGCCCCGUACUCCGGCUGCAAUUACAACCGCCUGGACUACAAAAUGAGGUUUCUUCAUGCCGUUCGAUGCAAACUCCUUGAAUUGCGAAUAACGACGGGUCUGCCAAUCGUCCUCGUAGGAGACCUGAACAUAUCCUUCCGGAAUAGGGAUGUGCACUACCUGAACAAUGUAGUAAACCUGGAUGAGCUACAAAAAGAAGUGAGAAAAAUGAACAUACGAGAGGACCUUAGACAGAGGAUAUGCAAGCAGAUACCCCUGAUUAUAGAGACACUCAGCAGUCGGGACAAUUUUAUUAUUAAGAAGCAGAGAGGAGAAAAUGGGGAGUCCUUUCGACUUUACCUAAACUUUAAGGGGGAAGUAAAGAGGGUCGGGGGGAGCUUCACUUCCAUGGAGGAGAUUUAUUUUUUUUUUUCGUUGGAGCCGGUGUUCGUGGAGGACAAGUACGCGGGGGUCUACCCGAACGACUUUUUCUUCUUCCUCCAGGAACAAAGGGGUGGCAUCGACGGUGGGGACAUCGACGGUGGGGACAUCGACGGGGAGGACAUCGACGGAUCGGAGACCCACCACGGCAACCACGACGAGCGUGACAUGUACGAUUCGUUCGGCAAGGAAAGCGAACUUAUUUUCUCUCACUUCAUGCAGAAGAAAUGCGCCCCGAUAGAGGAGUACCUCCUCCGCAUGGGGGAAAAAAACGUUAAGUAUAAUUCGACGAACAUUGCUACCCGUGCAAAGUGCAGAAGGAUCCUGUGUAGGUAUUCCUUCAAAAGCUGUAUCGAGGGAAAGUACAACGUUAAGAAGGCCAACACGCUCUACUUAAAGCACCUAAACGAUAUCCUCCUUUCGUUAGGAACGUCCCUCUCGAAGGAGGACCUACUAAAAGUGGCCAACACCGUUGGACAUUCUUCCUCCCCCGAGUGCUGCACCAAUUUUGUGAAGAACCUAAUCUGUGAAGACAGAAUGGUAGACACGUUUUCCUUUUUCUAUCCGUCACUUAACGGAAAGUUCACCUGUUGGGAUACGUAUAAACAGCACCGGAUGAGCAAUGAGGGGUCACGCAUCGACUACAUUUUCGUGGACUUUGUUCUGUAUGAGCGUCUGAUCAGGGGGCACUCCCACUUGUACGAAUCUCCAGUCGUUUUGACAGACGAACUUAGGACGUUGCUGAGCGGGGUGGGUGUUCCUAGGCAGGAGGCCCGUGAAGAAUCAGACAAUCGUCCUGUAACCGAUGAUUCCCCCUAUGACGUGGCUACCGGUGAAGCCAACCAGCGAAUCUACCUGUGGGUGAAUUCCCCCGAGAACAACUGCAACUACGCCAACUACUUCAAUCGGCUGAGAAAAAAAACGGGCAGAAACCCCACGGAGGACGAAUGGGUAAGCGAACACGAAGAAGAAAUUUACCAUUUCCAAUUUAAGCUCCGAAGUUACAUAGGCUUUAUCUACACCUCCCCGAGGUUGAGUGACCACAUAGCAGUUAACUGUACCUUCAUUAACAAGGCAAUGUCGGGAGGAAGAAAGAAAAGAAAAGAAAUACGCAUAUGCUUUUCUAGAGAAGCUACCAUACCUCUACGCAGCUUCUGCUCCUCGGAAGAGCAGUAUGCUUCCUUUUUGCCACUCUAUUUAAUUGACGCUCCUCUUUUUUCUGGAUACACCUUCGAGUUCUUACACCCUGUUCAUGCACAUGGCGGUACGUGCCCCAGCGUUGCGAUGGCGCAGCCUCAUAAAAAGACGAACAAGAUAACGCAGUAUUUUAGCGUAAAAAGGGGAAAACAUUAG
This is a messenger RNA of Plasmodium coatneyi, 2361 nucleotides long. RefSeq lists its product as uncharacterized. Gene Ontology annotation, molecular function: DNA-(apurinic or apyrimidinic site) endonuclease activity; double-stranded DNA 3'-5' DNA exonuclease activity; phosphoric diester hydrolase activity. Gene Ontology annotation, biological process: base-excision repair. Bases 1 to 2361 code for a protein of 786 amino acids. The transcript has a single exon. Gene Ontology annotation, cellular component: nucleus. The record is from RefSeq and is a predicted model, not a curated record. NCBI's taxonomy places the organism in Eukaryota, Apicomplexa, Aconoidasida, Haemosporida, Plasmodiidae.